GCGCUCGAGCUGCUGCGCGUCUCGCCGGCGCAGCCGCUUCGCGCGUGCCUGCUGCCCGCGCAGGCAUACCCGCCGCUCGCGCAGGAGCUGCUCAACGCCGCCUUCCUCUCCUGCUGGUCGCAGCUGACCCCGGACGGGUGCGGCUUGCUCGCCGCGGCGGUCGAGGCGGCGCUCGAGCGCGAGAGCAUGCCGCCCGCGGUGCUGCAAAAGAUGCUCAACCUCGCCGACUUCAUGGAGCUCCACUUGCAGCCGCUCCCCAUCCCCGUCCGCAAGCUCGGGUCGCUGGCCGAGCGCUGCCAGGCCUACGCAAAGGCGGCGCACUACCGAGAGAUGUCGUUCACGCACGCGGCCUUCCGGCACGCCGCCUCGCUCAUCUCGAUCAACAACCAGCUGCAGCUGCCCGAGGCGGCGGCGGGCGUGCUCGCCUUCUCGCGCGACCUCGGCGUAGAGCCGCGCGUCUCGUGGUACGAGAAGUUGGGCCGCUGGUCGGACGCCCUCGCGGCGUACGACCGCAUGUCGCAGUCGGCCGAGGGCGGCGCGGCCGGCGGCAGCAUCGCCGUGCGGCUCGGCUCGAUGCGCUGCCUCCACGCGCUCGGAGAGUGGAGGAGACUCUGCCAGCUUGCGUCCGAGGCGUGGCUGGACCCGGCUCUCGACGCGAGCGGCGGCGAGUCAACGCUGACCCCCGCACCAGGCUCUCUCCACCCCUCCUGA
Messenger RNA from Emiliania huxleyi CCMP1516, 711 nucleotides. RefSeq lists its product as hypothetical. Gene Ontology annotation, molecular function: protein serine/threonine kinase activity. The annotation marks the transcript as partial. Lineage: Eukaryota; Haptophyta; Isochrysidales; Noelaerhabdaceae. Gene Ontology annotation, cellular component: TORC2 complex; TORC1 complex; nucleus. Gene Ontology annotation, biological process: negative regulation of macroautophagy; TOR signaling. The transcript has 2 exons. The record is from RefSeq and is a predicted model, not a curated record.